GUAGAACAAUCAUCGGUUGAUUUUUUGGAUCGAUUCCGGAGAUUAGUAAAAGUAUCGAAAGAUGCCAUGAAAAUAUACUUUGACCGAACUAUCAAACCAGAGGAUUUAAAAAAAUGUCUUCAUAACAACGAAGAGAUGUUCAGAAAGUUAAGAGUAUUGCCAGAGAUAGAAAGGAAGAAAAUGUAUCCAAAAAACAAAGAUCCAACAUCAGAAGAUUUUGACAUAACUCUCAUGUAUAAAAUUUUGAGGAAUACAAGAUUAGUCAGUCAACCUAACAGUGGUUGGGGAAAUACUCCACAAUUCGAAGAUCAGUCAUAUUCAGAUCAUGUGGAAAGAGUGCGCCUUCAAAGGAACUGGACGCAACACCUAACUGAUGAAAGAAUGGGCAACAGAGAGUUUAUUUUGCGGGGUACUGACCUUUCCCUGGCAAUAUUGAAAUUGAGCGAUGAUCAAUUAAUGGAAGAAGUUAUGAAAGAUGGAUACCUUUGGCGAACUAUAAAGACAACAAUAGCAAUUGAAGUCAAGAAUGAAGAAGAGAAAUCUGCUAUGGAUGCCAUGUGCAAAAGAAUGGUUAACACACUGGAAGACUGUAUAGAUGUUUUUUCGGAAAACUCAACACCCGGAGAAGUGCUGGAAAUGCUUACAUUUGUCGAAAAUAGUUUGGAAAUCAUAAACACAGAACAUUUACCUCUUAUAUCAAACAAGGUUGAAAAGAAAUUGGAAGAAUGGAAACGGAAAAAUCCACCAAACCUAUUGAUGCAUAAGUCUUGCGUUAAACUUUACAGAAAGUGUUACAUGCAAUAUGCAUGCGCCAUAACGAAAGCAUCCGCGGGAUCCAUUAUCCUUUUAAUGCGUUUCUCAAAUCUGGCGGGAUUUAUGAGAUUUUUAGAAGACAGUGGCAAUGGAAAAUUUGCUUCAUCUGUUAUGUGUUUAUUUGGUUCAGAUACAACCUUUCAGAAAUACCAGAAGAAAUCUACUGACAUUAGCUGUCAUACUGAAUUGUAUGUAAAUGAAAAAGAAAACGCCAAAAUUCUCCUUAAGGAAACGACUGCUAGACAGACAAAAGGAAUAAGAGUAAGCGAAAGGAGUGCAACGAUAAAAUCGAUCCCUGACCAGCAGUGUAUCAGAAAACCAUCAGAAGCAACGGUAACCUUUUCUGGCAACAAAGUUUCUAAAAACAUGUUUAUAUUCAUUACACUGUACAUGUACAAGAAUUGAUCCAAAGUUGUGGAUACACAUAUUGAAUUCCUUCAAUGAUACCGUAUAAUAUUUUUUUAAAAAAUCAUUACAGUAACACUUUAACAGUUACCAUAUAUAUGGACGUUUGAAAAUGCAGGGAAAAGAUUCAUUUCUCUAAUUAAAAUAAUUUAAUUCACCAUACUGUUUGUGAUAAGGGCGCGUUAAAUGUCAAAUAAUAGGAAAAUGAUGUCAUAAUACAUACAUUAAAUAGCUUCGAGGGCAGCAUACCAGAAUAUUUGCUUUAUUUGUCCUGUUUCAUGGUAGAAUGUCUUCAGUUUGCAAACCUUUUAUCAUGUUUGUUGAAUUUAAAGAACUUUUCUCCUCAAUUAAAUUAUCUAAUUCCUCUGAAUUCAAAUAAACAAUUCGCAGACGUUGUCACGACUUUUUAACUUUCACAGAACUGUUUACGUUUGCUUAGCAACUGCCUUUAUGAAUUUCGAACCCGAUGUAUUUAAUAUGCAGAAUGAUUGCACGGGAGGGAAUAUAACUGUGUUCGGGAGGGCAAUAUAACUGUUUCCGGUGAAAAAUAACUAUAUCCGGCGUGAUUCGGCAGUUUUUUUUUCAGGGAAUAUAGAUAAAAAUGUUAUAUUUGUGAUAUAAUUGGAAAAAUUAUUCAAAAAUAUUAUAUUAAAUAACCUUUGCUUUAACUCUAACUAGAUAUUUUGUUUGAUAUCGAUUAUUUGCUAGUCAAGUAGAUAGCUAGUUAUAUAGCUUAAAAUUUGGUCAGUUGAUAAGCUUUGUAGAAAUCUUGGAAGCACUUGGACUAAGACCGAUACAGCUGUAUCAAUAAUGAUAGAAGCAGAAGAACGGUACUCCAAUGAACCGGUUUUCGCGUGAUGUAAGAUAUUUAAGGAUAAUAAAACUUUUCGUGAUGAUGAAAGGUCUAGCCGUCUGUUGGAGGGUCCACCUCCCUCGUUAGCAAAUUGAGACGAGUUAUAGAAGUGGACGGACAAUGCCCUAUGCUUGAUCAUGCUACUGAAAUCGAACAUCAAACGAACAACAGAACAUAUUUUGAUUAAAGAUCAUAAUAUGAAGAAGUAUCUGUGCUUCCUCAAAAGCAGAAAUGUAUAGAAUUAAGUGUUCCGUAUAAUUUAAGAGCCGAUUUGAACGUGAGGGUAAUAUGCUCCUUGUACGUGUUGUGACAUAUCUAAUUUGACAUAACGUCUUCCUGGGAUUAACAGUGUCCAUUUUAAGAAAA
Molecule: messenger RNA, 2437 nt
Organism: Saccostrea cuccullata (small rock oyster)
Lineage: Eukaryota; Metazoa; Mollusca; Bivalvia; Ostreida; Ostreidae
Exons: 5
Coding region: 67-1218 (383 amino acids)
Source: RefSeq, a predicted model, not a curated record